Amaranthus tricolor (Joseph's coat) is the source of this 2376-nucleotide messenger RNA. RefSeq lists its product as uncharacterized. The coding region runs from base 773 to 2119 and encodes 448 amino acids. Lineage: Eukaryota; Viridiplantae; Streptophyta; Magnoliopsida; Caryophyllales; Amaranthaceae. The transcript has a single exon. The record is from RefSeq and is a predicted model, not a curated record.
AAGGAAUAAUUUACAAACAUAAAUUGGCCAUUGAUUAGCUCCUUAGUGGUAGGCUAAGGGAAGAUAAAAAUAUGGGUGAAAAUCAAAAUCAAAAGUUUAGAUAUAAAAAGUGGUAUUUAUAGGUGUUCAACGGGUCUAGUCACAUUUUAAUGGGUUAUUACGGGUCUGGUCAAAAACGUGUCAGGUCAUUAACGGCUCUUGGUGUAAAGGGUCGGAAUUCAUUGCGAAAAAUAUUUUAUCACUUAUUUUUAUAUUUUUAUAUGAUAUUUAUUAUAUAAAUAAGUGAAUCAACCCAACGGGCUAUAAAAGUAAAAUAAAAAAGCUAUUUGAUGAGCUUUUAAAAAAUGGGUCAAAGUGGGUUAGAUUUAAAUGGAUUUUAACUCGUCCCGGCUCGUUUAACAUUUGACAUGAUCUACCCCGAUCUAUUUAUAAAUUUAACCCGAUCUAGCCCGUUGAACACCUCCAGGUGUAACUAAGAUAAUAGCCGUUUUUCAAAUUGGCCAAAAUAGGUAGUUGAAGAUAGUAUAUAGAAUAAUACAAUAUGCAACAUUUUACCUCACUUCCCAUUGCCAUUUGUCUCCAAUCUUUUCCAUUAGUUAGUUACACUCUCUCCCCACUCUCAUGCACUCAAUUAGCUUCUUUGUCCCUCUAUCAAUUCUCUUUCCUUUAUUCACGCCGGUUUCACUUCUUCAAUUCCUACAAUCCUCACAUUUCUUUUUACUCAAUUGCCAAAAAAACAUCAAAAUAGAGUCUCCAUUAAACUAAAUAAAAAAUGACAGAAUAUUACUUCCAAAGCACCAAUUCUUCCACAAAAAUGAUCAAGAACAAGAAUAAAUUCUUUGAUUUUACUUUUAUUUUUUCCUUUAUGUUCUCUCAUCCAAUUUACUUUUCUUACUUAAUCUUCUUCUCCCCUUGCCUCUUCAAGUUAGUGUCUUUUCUUUCUCCUCUGUUUUUCACUACUUUUCUUCUUUUUCUUGCUCUACUUACAACUCUUAUUCCUCUUAAUUCUAUUAUUAAUUCCAAAGAGGGUGUGUUGAUUUCUGCUUAUAAUACUCUUUUGGAGAAUUCACAUCCAAAAUUGGGUGAAGAUGGAAGAUCAGAGAAUGUUGAGGAGUUUGAAGUUUUUAAAGUUGUCUUUGAAAUCCCCAUUAUUGAGGUAAGGGAAGAAAACCCAAUGGGAAAUGGUAAAUUUGGAGAAAACCUUAUUGAAUUUGAGAAAUUUGUAGAAAACCCAAUUGACAAUGGUGAAUUUGGAGUAAACCCAAUUGAAGUUGAGAAGUUUGAAGAAAACCCAAUUGAAAAUGGUGAAUUUGGAGAAAACCCAAUUAAAGUUAUGAAAUAUGAAGUGAACCCAAUUGAGGUUGAGAAAUUUGAAGAAAACCCAAUUGAAAAUGGUGAAUUUGGAGGUAACCCAAUUGAAGUUAUGAAAUUUGAAGAAUACCCAAUUGAUUUUUUUGAGGAAAAAUGUUUCCAAGAGGGAAAAACAACAGGGGAUAAGUGUGAAAGUUUGACUAUGGAGGAAAAAAAAGUGGACACAAAACCCAAGAAGGUAAAAAAAGAGGAAAUGGUGAUUAAACAAGAGUCAAUAAUUAAAAGAUGGGAAUCCAAUGGAAUUGAAGAGGUUUAUAAAACACCAAAAAGUACUUCUUUGAGGUUAGAUGAUGAUAAAAAAUUUACUAAUUCAUUUUCACAAAUUGGUAUGGGUAGUUUUGGGUCUAUGAGGAAGGAAAAAGAAUGGAGACGAACAUUAGCUUGUAAGCUUUUUGAAGAGAGGCAUAAUGGAAGUUGCAAUAACUUGAAUGUUAAUGGUGGUAGAAGUGAAGAAGGGAUGGAUUUGCUAUGGGAAAGUCAUGAAAUUGAGUCAAACAAGGUAAAGUCAAAGGAGGGAGAAACUAAGAAGAAUAGUAAAUCAAGAGAUAAAAUUGAAGAUUUAAUGAUGGUAAAUGAUGAUGAAGAUGAAUAUUAUGAUGAUAAUGGUAAGUUUUGUUGUUUACAAGCUUUGAAAAUAUCAGCAGGGAAAAUGAAUUUGAGUAUGGGAAUGAAAUUUUCCAAAGCUUUUAAGGGGAUUGGAUUCUUGCAAAGUCAUGUGAAGAAGCAAACAAAAAGAGGGUACAAAUAAUUUUUUUAUUUUGUGGUUUUUUUUUUCAACUUUCAAUUUUUGUUUGUUUUUAUGGUUAUGUUAAUUUUGCAAUAAUAAAUAAAUGUGUACCAGAUUUUUAUUAUGAAUUAUUUAGAAAAGCAAUGGAAGAGUGUAAAUAUGGAUGCUAGUUGAAAAGGGGUGUUUUCAAUCUUCCACAAUUGUUUCUUUUCAUGGCUUUUGUAUCAUGCAUUGUGUUCCCCAUUUGAUAUGGCAUUAGCUAUCAUAUCUUGGCUAAA